AUGGCGGAAAAUAAUGCAUUCUUUCCGCAAUCUAUUCCCAAAUUUGAAGGCUUCUAUGAUCAUUGGGCAGAACUUAUGGAGAAUCUCUUGCGAUCAAAAGAAUAUUGGGGCUUGAUCGAGAAUGGUGUUGUUGUUGCUCUUGGAAAUCCAACACAAGAACAAACACGUGUUGCAGAAAGCACUUCAAGAAGUGUCUGGGAAUCUAUGAGGCAAAAGUAUCAAGGUUCUACAAGAGUUAAAUGUGCUCAAUUACAAUCUUUGAGGCGUGCAUUUGAACUAUUGUCAAUGCAAGAAGGUGAAUCUGUUGAUGAUUUUUUCAAAAGAACUCUUGCAAUAGCAAAUAAAAUGACUGCACAGGGUGAAAGCUUGACUCAGGCUACGAUGGUAGAGAAGAUGACAAUAUCUAUGACUCAAAGAUUUGAUUAUGUCAUCUGUUAUAUAGAGGAGUCAAAGGACAUUACUGCUAUGACCAUAGAUGAGCUACAUAGUAGCUUACUUGUGCAUGAAGGAAGAAUGAAAAUGCACAAGAUUAAGGAAGAGGAGCAGGCUCUCAAGAUGUCAAAUCUUGGUAGGGGUAACAACAAUGGAGGCAAUUCCAGAGGGAGAGGUCGUGCUUCCAGAUGGCGUGGAAGAGGUAGAUCAAACUCCAACUCAAAGGAAUUUGUUGAAUAUUACAAGUGUCACAAACUUGGACACUAUCAAAGUGAUUGUCCUAAUUGGGAGGAAAAUGCUAAUUUUGUUGAGUUUGAUGAGCAUAGGGAAAUGUUAAUGAUGGCACGAGAACUUUCAACCAAUCAAACACGUGAUCAAGUUUGGUUCUUAGAUUCAGGUUGCAGUAAUCAUAUGAUAUGCAACAAAGAAUGGCUAUUUGACUUUGAUCAAAGCUUCAGAGAGACUGUGAAACUUGGUGAUAAUUUAGUCAUGUCUGUCAUGGGAAAGGGCAAUCUAAAGCUACAUUUGGAAGGUAAAUUAAGCGUGAUUACUGAUGUGUAUUAUCUUCCAAAUUUUAAGAAUAACUUGCUCAGCAUAGGACAAUUACAACAAAAAAAUCUUACUAUAGUAUUUAGCAAAGAUACAUGUAAGAUUUUUCAUGAAGAAAAAAGGUUAAUCAUCUCUACUCCUAUGAAAGUUAACAGAACGUAUGUGUUACUUGCCCCCUGUCAUAAUGCCUCAGUGUCUUGCUAUGAGUCAUGA
Trifolium pratense (red clover) is the source of this 1194-nucleotide messenger RNA. RefSeq lists its product as uncharacterized. Gene Ontology annotation, molecular function: zinc ion binding; nucleic acid binding. Lineage: Eukaryota; Viridiplantae; Streptophyta; Magnoliopsida; Fabales; Fabaceae. The transcript is spliced from 2 exons. The record is from RefSeq and is a predicted model, not a curated record. The coding region runs from base 1 to 1194 and encodes 397 amino acids.